AAAAAUAAACUGUGAUUAUAAAAUUUAUAAUAUUAAACAAAUUCAAUAUACAUAUAUAUAUAUAUAAGUAUAUAAUGUACAUAAAUUAAAUAAGUAUUUAAGAAGUGAAAAGAAAUAAUUGUCUAAUAUAUAUAAUAUACAAGUGUGUGUGUGUGUGUGUGUGUGCACAUAUAAUUUUAUUAUUCUUUUAAUAUUCUAAAAAUAAUUUUAUUUGAAAACAUUUUUUUUUAAACUUUUUUAUUUAUACAUACUAUAUAAAUUUUACAUACAAAAAAAAAAAACACACACACACAACAAAAAACUAAAAAUAUUUUAAAAAUGCUAAAAAAACCAACAGAUGAUAAAGUAGAUACACUGUUAUCUAAAAGCCAAAUUCCAAUAAUCGAUUUGGCCCAUUGUGGCACUGAAGAAGUUCCAGUCCGAUCUGUUCUAACACGUGUAGCAACACAAUUACAUAAAGCAUUAAGCGAAAAAGGUUUAGCAUUUUUAGUGAAUCAUGGAAUUUCCGAAGAAAAACUUAAAGUAGCAUGGAAAUAUUUAGAUGACUUUUGUGAAUUACCAACAGAUGUAAAAGAACAUUAUAUAAGGCAAAAAGAUGAUAAUCAUGGUUAUGUUCAACCAGGGCAAGAAAAAUUUGAUGGUAAAACACCAGAGUUACGUCAUUGCUUUAAUAUAUGCACAUUAAGUGCUAAACAUUUACCAGAAGAACCAUUGCCAGGUUUUGCUGAUCAUGUUGCUGGACUAGCACAAGAUUUUAAAAGUUUAGCUGGUUUUUUACUUCAAGCAGUUGCACUUGGUUUGGAUCUCCAGCAACAAUUUUUUGUCGAAAAGCAUUCACAUAUGUUAUCCGGUGAUCACGAUAAUGAAACAACAUUACGUCUUCUUUAUUAUCCACCAGUAAUUGAAGAUAAUAAUCAUUUAGAAUUUGUUAAAGGUCGAUGUAAAUAUAGCUAUCAACGUUGUAAUAUGGGUGAUCCGGAUUUUAGACCAGAAGAUCCACCAAGUCGUCGACCUAGUAAUAUGGAUCCAGAUGCUGAUUUAUUAGAUGAAAUAGAUAGUUCGUUGGCCGAGGCUUCAUUAAAUCCAUCAGAAAGAAAAUGUGAAGCGAAUGGUUGCACCGCCAAACCAUUAGCUGGUUUUGUACGUUGUGGUCAACAUACAGAUUAUGGUACAUUUACAUUAUUAGCACAAGAUUCCGAAGGUGGUUUAGAAGUAAAAUUACCAAAUGGUAGUAAAAAAUGGCAUCGUGUUGGCCAUUUACCUGGUGCUAUACUCAUUAAUUGUGGUCAAAUAUUACAAAUAUGGACUAGUGAACGAUAUCCUGCCUUGUUACAUAGGGUUGUUGUUCCUGAACAAGAGCAUAUUAGAAAUAAAGGUAGACAUUCCAUUGCGUACUUUUGUCACCCUGACAACCUUACUAUGAUAUCACCAGAUGAUUUACCACAUCAUGAAAUCGAAGAAGACUGCACUAAUAAAAAACCAAGAAAAAAAUCAUUUCGAGCCGCCAAAGAAAAGGUCUACAAUGCAUAUCAGCUGGUCCAAAGAAGAUUUAAAGAGACAUACGGAGCCUAAUAUUUCUGCAUUCAUAUUUCAUCAGUUUGUGUCUCUCUUUUUCAGUAUAGUGUGUAUUAGAUGAUGAAGACUUCAUUUUCUUGGAUGUGCCUUAAAUAAAACAAAAAAAAGAAAAAAUUUAAACAGAUAUUAAGAAAACACUAAAUUAAAUUAUAUCAAAAACAAAAAAAUAGAAACAGAAAAA
Molecule: messenger RNA, 1756 nt
Organism: Condylostylus longicornis
Lineage: Eukaryota; Metazoa; Arthropoda; Insecta; Diptera; Dolichopodidae
Product: 1-aminocyclopropane-1-carboxylate oxidase-like
Exons: 7
Coding region: 319-1572 (417 amino acids)
Molecular function (GO): dioxygenase activity
Source: RefSeq, a predicted model, not a curated record